CUGGGAGGAGUUGGUAGGGGAAGGGGUAAAAAAGUGAGUGUUCUGCUCUCAGACCAGUCCACUAAGAGAAAGGACAUUGACCUUUUGGCAUUCCACAUGGGUGUGGAGGCACUCAGGCAAACAUUUAUAGGAGCAGCCAAGAAGAAAAUACAAAUUGCAAAGGCAGCAGCUGCAAAGGACAGGAGUGUCUGAAUCUGCAAAAAUAACAGAUCAGAGACCAGCGAGGACAAGUUAAGUGACUUACCCAUAGUCAUUCAAAGAGGAAGUGACAAAGACCAACUCCAGAUGGGAACAAGCAGCUCUAGGACUACAAUAGAGCAGAAUGAGAAUGAUUUCCCUCGUGUGUCUCCCAACACCCCCAUCUUCUGACAAUGAUUUCUUUCUAAGAACAGAAAGGACCAGAGGAGAAGGAGAUUGAAGAAUCCAUGGCUCCCUAUCAUAUCCGGAAAUAUCAAGACCAAGACAGGGAGACAGUGAUAGACAUAUUCACUAAGGGAACACUGAAUGACAUUCCUUCUUGCUUCCUUCAUCUGCUCAAGCAGUCAAGAAGCUUCCUGCUUCUGUUGGGGGGCCCAGGUGCCAUGUUCCUUGGGUCUGGUUCUUGUAUCCUGUCCCUCCUGGCCUUCUUGGCCCUCCUGGCUGUCCUGUGGUGGGUUGCUACAUGUCCCUUUUCCGAUAUAGUGGAUCAUGCCUUGCACACUGACAUGAGAGACAUCAGGAAAUCCUAUCUCAGUGCCAGAGGGUCUUGUUUCUGGGUAGCCGAGUCAGAGGGUCAGGUGGUGGGCAUGGUGUGUGCCCGCCCUGUGGAAGAGGCUCCAGAAAGACAGAAAAAUGUGGAGUUGCUACAUCUGUCAGUGGACCAAGAUCAUCGGGGCCAGGGUAUUGCCAAAUGCCUGAUCCAGACUUUGAUCGAGUUUGCACAGGACCAAGGAUAUGAUAAUGUGGUGCUGAGUACCCAUGCCCUCAAUUACCCAGCUCAAAGACUGUACGAGCGUCUGGGCUUCUGGAAAUCACACGAAGCCUUUGAUUCCCUGAAAUGGAAGAUGGCAGCUGUCCCUUUUUUCGUCUAUAAGUAUGCUGUCUCUUCUUCACUCUAAACGUGCCCUGAACCAUUUUUGUCUUUUGCCCUUUACAUAUCCAUUCAUUUACAAUAGGAUUCAGCGUACUAACCAGCACUCAUUAAAGACUGUUGACUGCCACCAUUAACUCUCACUUUGUAGCAGAAGCCUUGCCCAAACCAGGAUUUAAUGCGGUAGAAUCACAGAAUUUCAGAGUUGGAAAGGAUAAACAGGAGCCAAACAAGAAUCACAAUCACAAUCUACUGGGCAGUGGCCAUUCAUCCACUGUUCAUACCCCCUCAGCGAGGGGAAAUGUGCUGCCUUGGAAGGCAGCCCAGGCUGCUUUUGUCGUUCAGGCUUGGCUUUCUCUCUGUGACCCCAUUUGGGGUUUUCUUGGCAAAGGUACUGGAGUGGUUUACCAUGGUGACUUUAUUUGCAGAUACUCCCACUUUUAAAACAAAACAAAGAACUCCAAAGACUGAAUUUAUUCAAUUGACAAUGAAUGGAUCUUGGCUAGUUCCCCAAAUACCCCUCACCAGAGGACUGAAUUUGAAGAAGGAGAAUCGAAUAUGAAGAACCAGAGACCUACUCCCAGCCACUCUAGCCUACAGCUAUCCAGUCUUUCCUCAUCUUCUGUGAACUUGAGACCUGUCUGCUGUCUCUUCACUUUUUUUCAAGACUGUUCAAGCAGCCUUUUUUCUGUAGGCUAGUGGAAGUUUGGGGCCUGCAUCUGUGUGUCUUCCCAGGUUACAAUCCAAGGGCUAAGGUGUACUAGAGGUUUCAAACCCUAGAACUGGAGUUACAGUCUGGGAAAUUGCUGGAGCCUCAGACACAGUGGGGGCGGGGCUCUAAGAGAUGUUCUGGAAUCUGGGAAGAGCAAGAGUUUCUGUCUGAGAGAGGCAGUUAGCUCCCUAAAUCCUGAGACAGCCCAAGGAAAGGUCUGGUCAAGACUGUGCUCCGGAGGAAGAACUUCCCCCCUUACCCCCACUGAUUCCCAACAGAAGUGGCCAGUUAGAGAGGACACCAAGAAGCUGACUAGAUCACCUGAUAGCUCCUGGUGCCCUGGGUCUGGAUGGUGCCCAGGGGGGCCAAGACCAGGGUCAUCCAAGCCUGAAUCACUCAGGGGCCCAAGACUGCCAAGGCCUGGGUUCCCCAACUUGAGGAGGGAGGUAAGGGUAGCUAGAAUAGGGACACCUUUCCCUCUUUCCUCAUAAAAACCCUUCCCACAGCCAUUUCCCUGUGUUGUUCCCAAAUUGAUCAGAAUAAAGUUUGUUGUCUUUGCCCAAA
This is a messenger RNA of Monodelphis domestica (gray short-tailed opossum), 2345 nucleotides long. Its product is annotated as N-acetyltransferase 8F1-like. The record is from RefSeq and is a predicted model, not a curated record. Gene Ontology annotation, molecular function: N-acetyltransferase activity. Lineage: Eukaryota; Metazoa; Chordata; Mammalia; Didelphimorphia; Didelphidae.